Molecule: messenger RNA, 729 nt
Organism: Mesorhabditis spiculigera
Lineage: Eukaryota; Metazoa; Nematoda; Chromadorea; Rhabditida; Rhabditidae
Source: the annotation of a GenBank genome assembly
AUGUUCGAGUUGGAGCCGCAUAAGGUGGCGAGCAUCCUCGUUUGGGCGACCUCUUUCUCUGGGAUGUUCUCAAAUGGUUUCGUCUUUUGCUGGGUGACCAAGAUGCCGUCGAUGCAGAACCCCUUCGGCGGUAUCGCUAAAAACCAAUCUCUGACCGGCUUCCUACACGCUUGCGGAUACUUCUUCUUCUUUGCCCCGAUGCUGUACUUCGACAUCAAGGCCUGGAAAGACCCAAGUGUUUCGAGCUGGUUCGGGCAGCUUGAGAACACUUUUUAUGAUGCUUGUCUAUCUUGCCAUCUAUUAAUAUCCCUGAAUCGUAUCACGUCGAUCUGGUAUCCAACGUAUUACGACAAGAUUUUCACCGAGUAUCGUCUGCUCGGACAUACCACGGAUACGCAGGCGCGUAAUCGGCGUAUUAUGGAAAUCACCUUUGUGACGCAGUCGUUUGUCCAAGCCUUUAUCUUCAUCCUCGAGUUGCUCAGCUAUUUCGUGUUCGUCAACUGGACCGACAACAAGUUGGCCAAGUUCGCCCUGAAGACCAUCGCCUGGGUCAUGGUGCAUUCACUUGAUGGUUUCAUCGCCAUCCUUUUCAACAAGGAAUUCAUACGCAAAAUCUACCACUCGAAGCAACGACUCACUUUGCGCUAUAGCUCCAGCCCGGCCAAAAUUGUGCAAAACGCCGAUUCCUUAAACACCGACAGCCUGCCCGUCGACGCCGAAAAGAAACUG